CUGUUAGCGUUAGCACCGGAGUUCUGCUUUGUGAAUUGUGAACUGCUACCCUUUCUAAAACCUUUUUAGGCUUUAUUGCUUUCAACUUUUUGGACUCUUUAUUUCGGGAAGAAUAUACGCUUAAGAAGAAUAAUCCUUGUUUAGAGAAAUCAACUGGAAACUGAAGAAAACUAAUACAUAGAUGGCGAAGGUGGCUAGACCCUCUUUUUUGGCUCGCAUUCGCGACGCCCAGAAAGCCAAAGUCGUCAGUUUUGGUGCUAGGAUGAAAGAAAGUUUCACUUACAAACUGCCAGAAAAGUAUAAGAACACGUGGAGAGGUCGAGUGCUUACGUACUGGCUGAAUUUGCUCAAGGACUACAAGGAGGCCAGCCUUGAUAUCCUGAGGGACAUUAGAGACAAACCAUUGAAAGCAUCAGUUUACGGCGGUCUGUUCGGCUCAGCUUACUUCUGCGCCAAACGAAACCCAGACCAGGUGAGCUACCGUCAUCACCUGCUGGAAGCCCAGAAUGAUGUGGCCUUCACCUGCGCCUCCAUCCAGAAUAAAAAUGCUGUCGCAUACUUGAGCCACUUAGAAGAGCUGCACAACCAAGGCAUCAUUCGAUAUUAUAGCUUUGGCGUCGUUUCAAUCAUGUGGUUUGACAACUACAGCAAAAGUUUAGGUCUGUAUGAGGCUCGUUGCGAUUAUUUAAAGCCCUCUUAUCUAGACAUUGCGAAAAGCCGCAUUGUCGAUGUCGGAUUUUUGAACAAAUGGUGGUUUCUUAACAGAAAUAUGAUUGAUUUUGAUGUGAACGACGAAGAGUGGUCAGAUCAAAUAAAAACUAAUUAGACACGAAAA
This is a messenger RNA of Cloeon dipterum, 835 nucleotides long. RefSeq names its product mitochondrial import inner membrane translocase subunit Tim29. Gene Ontology annotation, cellular component: TIM22 mitochondrial import inner membrane insertion complex. Gene Ontology annotation, biological process: protein insertion into mitochondrial inner membrane. Lineage: Eukaryota; Metazoa; Arthropoda; Insecta; Ephemeroptera; Baetidae. The coding region runs from base 182 to 826 and encodes 214 amino acids. The record is from RefSeq and is a predicted model, not a curated record. The transcript is spliced from 3 exons.